This is a messenger RNA of Dracunculus medinensis (Guinea worm), 888 nucleotides long. Lineage: Eukaryota; Metazoa; Nematoda; Chromadorea; Rhabditida; Dracunculidae. The record is from the annotation of a GenBank genome assembly.
UAUUGCAUGGUUUCACACAGGCCAUUUUGUAAAUAUUCAUUGUCGUUUGCUGGCUGUGGAUUUUUAUGUGUUUAUCACACGGGUGUAUGUGCAGCGCUCAAGGAAUACGCGCCACGAUUGUUAGAAAACGUGCUUUGCGGUGCUUCAGCUGGUUCAUUAAUUGCUGCAGCUGUUGCAUGCGGAAUAUGUAUGUCGAAAGCGACAAGUGUUCUCCUUCAUGUUGUUGUGCAGGCCCGAUCAGUAAUACUCGGUGCUUUCAACAAUGAUUUUGAUCUAAUGAGGAUUAUUGAAAAGGAUCUUCAAGCGUUGCUUCCAGAUAAUGCUCAUGAAUUAUGUUCAGGACGCGUACGUAUAAGUCUAACGAGAGUCGAAGAUUUGAAGAAUGUUGUAAUUUCUGAAUAUCAUAGUAAAGAAGAUCUUAUUCAAGCAAUAAUAUGCAGUUGUUUUAUACCCGUUUAUGCUGGUUUUUAUUACCCUCAAUUUCGCGGUGAAACUUAUAUCGAUGGUGGUGUAACAGAUAACCAACCUUCUUAUGGUGAAAAUACGUUGACGGUGUCACCAUUUUCCGGUGAAGCAGAUAUAUGUCCGAGAGAUGAAGAGAGUGCUAGCAUGCUAAAUCUAAACUUUGGUGGUACUUCGAUUCGAUUCACUACGAAUAAUUUACAGCGCUUUAUGUUUUGUUUAUUUCCGCCAUCACCUGAUGUAUGUUCACAAAUCUGUCGUCAAGGAUUUUCCGAUACUUUACGAUUUCUAGUCAAUAAUGGCUUUCUUUCUGAGGGAGAAGAACAAAUACGAGUUUAUAAAAAUCAUGGUGUAGCCGAUUUUCUGUCAAGGUCGAAGAUUGGUCAUCUCUUUCCCAUAAUUAUGGAGAAUGGUAAGCUUCCUUGA